GGGGUGGAAAAAGGCAGAGUAGAAAACAAUUGCGUUCAAUGUCGUCACACAUUGAAAUAUUAGCAUAAUAGCAGACGACUCCAAUGAAUUUUCGCGGUUUUUCUAUAAUUUAUUUUUUCGCCUUUUUAAAUCUGCGCCGCGUUUUGCUAUGGCGUUGUUGCUAACAGUGUCUUGCAGGUAAUUGGUAUUCCUGCAGUGUUAAAACUUAUUCCAAAACAUGACAGUUUUUCGAUCAUCACUCAAUUUUAUGGAUUAAUUGGACAUUCUAUGGACAGUCUAAUUUGUUAAACAUUUUUUUUUAAUGUGGUCGAAACUUUCUUCAUAAAAUUUCCUGUAAGUAUAAAAAAAAAGAAGAAUCUGGAAAACAUUGUGAAACAAAAUUCGAAUAUUCAAAAGAACAGGAUAGGGGACUUCCGGUUCAUUCCUUAAGCUGCAGCUCAAUACGCCUUAAGGGAAAGGUCACGAUGACACUGCUAGCACUCUUCCACCUCCUGGUCUUUGGAGUCAUGGACUCAGCCGGAAUGUACCAGUACAACUUUCUUAUUAACGCAACUGUGGUCGGAGUCCGGCCGGAGAGUGCAGCCAGGCUCUACUCCGACAUCGCCGAGAUACUGUUGAGCGAGGAGAACCCCAAAGACCUUGCCAGCUCCCAGGCGACUUCCGAAAACUAUUGCAAGCUGGUCUUUACGCCACUCGUUUAUGACAAGAGCACCGCUGACAGUUUCUACACUAGUCUCAUGAGAGCCAGGGAUAAUUUUAACGACGGCAACGUGUCGGUGGCUAUCGGCCCUUAUAUGGAGGUGUUCACGUCUACGGAUUACGUCAUCACCAAGCAGACACACAUCCUGACGUCAGCGGCUGGACAGAAUGCCGGGAUGAUGGACCCGGAUCGCGUGGUCUCGAUCUUGCCAGAACCAAGCUCUUUGUCCAGUGUUAUAGCAGCGACUGUAAGAGAAUUAAAAUGGAAAGAUGUCGCCUUCCUGGCCCAAGACGAUUUCUCUCCAGUGCUGAGCAUGGGACAAAGUGGCAUACAGGUCUGGCCGAUCAGACUACCCAACAAAGUGAAGUCCCCCGACGAUCCGGAACUUAAACGGAACCUGAUAGAGUUGCGAAAGUCUCAGAGGAAAAUCUUCAUCCUUCACUCGAACAACCGAGAUGUCGUCAUGAAUGUCUUGCAGGCGGCCCAACAGAUUCACCUGCUGCACGAUAAAAUAGACUGGUUCGUCACCUACCCUGAUUUUGAAGACUUCCUAAGUGAGAACACGACUUGGAGUGGGACUCUGUACGGACUGCAAUUACUGCGUGAAGAAAAAAUACCUCAAAACAUUUCAGAUGUGGUAGAUCUACACAAUGUCACCAUGUCUCGCUUGGACCUGGCCACGGCCAUCGAUGUGGUUGGGCUCCUGAGACACAUCCUGUGGAAGGAGGCCCCAGGCUGCAACAGGGAACGUCUGCUGGAUGACCACAUCGUCUCGGCCGAGGCUUUCACCUGGCAGUUAAAAAACACGGUUGGCCCUACAAGUCCAUACAAUGGCGCUUUGGGUCAGUACAUUUGGGACAAGAGCUCUAAAGGACGAACCAACUUCACUAUAGACAUCCUACGCUACAUCGGCUAUACUAAACAGGAAAUAGGUCAGGUUGUGUUUAUCAAUGGCACUGCAGACGUCACCUUGAGCCAAUUUAACCAAACCCGAGCUGUUUUAGCAGAACCCCUUGAGAUGAAGAAGAUUAAACUUCGAGUGGCUACUCAGCAGCAAGACCCGUUCAUUAUGAUCGGCCCAGACAACACGUACAGCGGCUUCAGCUACGACCUGAUCCAGAAGAUCUCCGAGAACACGCGCUACGAGUUUGAACUCUACGAGACAGAGGAUGAUGACGUCAAGGUGAAAACGAAUGGGAUGGUCAACGCUCUGGUGUCAGGAAAUGCCAGUAUGGCCAUUGGUGCUCUGGAAGUGACCGCUGAAAGAGAAAAGCUGAUCUCAUUCUCGUACACAGUCAUGUCCUCCCAGGCCAGUAUACUCAUCAAAAAAGCGGACAGCACCACCAACUACUUCCAGUUUCUAGGUCCUUUCUCCGGAGAGUUAUGGGCCAUGAUUCUCCUCUUCAUCAUGGUGGCUGGUCUCGCUCUGUACGUCAUGAGUCGCUUUGACCCAACCCAAGAAGGAAACGUCCAGCGCUUUGACCUGAAGGAAAGUUUGUGGUACAGUCUGAACAUCAUCCUCCAGGGUUCCACUGACUACUCGCCACAGACUACAUCCAUGAGAGCUAUCAUCGCCUUCUUCUGGUUCUGCGUGCUGAUCAUCGAGGCGGCCUACACCGCCAACCUUGCGGCCCACCUGACCCUCCAGCAAAUCGACAACCGCAUCAAGACCGUCCACGACCUGGCAGGUCAAAGUUCACUCAUGUAUGGGGUGGAGAGAGGGAGCGACUUGCAUGAGUUCCUACAGAACACAAAAGAAGACCCCUACGAAAGACUAUGGGCCUUUAUAAAGCUGAACGAGGACAAGGUUCUACUGGACAACACCACAGAAAUCAUCAACAGGGUCAAGGCCGGCACAAUGGCAUUCAUAGCCGACGGCGUCACCAAUGGUUACUAUGCCAACCAGCACUGCGGCAUUGAGAGUAUAGUACAGAAUUUUCAAACCAAAGAUUUUAGUCUGGGAUUUCCUAAAGGGGCGCCGUAUUUAGAUGAUAUCAAUCAAGCGCUUUUGAGACUCAAGGAGGAGGGCGUACUUGACACCCUCAGGAGCAAAUGGCUGGAGACAGGCAAGAACUGCACGGAAGAAGAUAAAUCCAGGUCCAUCAGUCAAAAGACCACACCGGAGCUGGAGCUGACCAACAUGAUCGGUGUCUUUAUUGUCCUAGGAGUCUUCAUCGGUGUGGCCAUCAUAGUUGACGUGGCCAGCCGGAUGUACAAGUGGGAUAAAAAUACACGGAAGGCUAAGACGACGACUGAACUCAACCAAUCGUGUGAGACCAACGUGUUUGACAACCAGGUCAACAAAUGAAAAGGUCAUCGCGAGUCUUCAGCAAUCAGCAUUCCGACGUCACCAUCAUUUAUCUAGAACACUUCAUCCUUUAUGUUUAUCACUAGCCCUUAACCCGGCUUUUCCCGAGUUGAUCACUCAACAAUGAUAAAAUAUUGCAAGGCAUCCGAAUAUUAUGUAAUUGCAAUAUUUUACGAGGGGCAAUAAGUGUUGCUGAACAUAGCAAUGACAGAGUUACUGUUCUCUAUUACUUCCCACUGGUCUCUUACAUUGGACCAGGAUGCAACUUUAAGAUUUGAUAUGAGUUGAUACGUCUUGUGUUGUUUUGUUUGUUAGUUUUGUUCUUUUAUUGGUGUUUACAAUAGUUUACCAACGAAUUACAAUUCAUUAUAACUGCACCCAUACUUUUGUUUAUUUGAUGAUUUAUUUGCAAUACAUGCAACAGAUAAUAUGAGUGUACAGACUUGAAAAAUGUUACGAUUUUGUUUUGUUUUGUUGUUGUUGUUGUUGCUGGUAGUACUUCUAUAGAGCGUGUGUUGAAAUAAAAGAAAUACAAUGUUCUUAAAUGAAUUAGCGUGGCGUGUAUUGUCCCCUAUAAUAAUUCACCGGUUCUAAAGUCUUCCUUAAUUUUAGUAACUAAUUGCUAGUCUGAGCGGCCAUUACAGAUACUUUAUGUAUCCCAAAAGACAAACAAAGCAUUAAUACAGCUCUAAAUAUCGUACAGAUUUUGAUCAGGUUAUACUUAUAUAAAUUAGUAUCUUAGUUUAUUAUUCGUUUUUUUUGUGUGUGUGAGUACUAUAAUCUUAGCCGUAUUUGGUGUAUUCAAACUACAUCUGGAUGGCUGUCUGCAGAUUGCGCGCUGGACUGUCGUUCAGAUUUAUCGAUGGUCCCUGGUUCAAACCCUGCCGGCUCCCAUCCCCCGUCGCCCUGCGGGAGGUUUGGACUACGAAGUAAUUAGCUUCAACUCUGAAGAACAUCCAAAACAUGUCAAACAUUUUUUGUUUACAAAGAAAUAGUGAAGAUUUUUUAUGUCAAUCAUUAGCCUGUAUGUACGAAACAAGUUUCAUUAAUCUGUCAGCAGGGCCAGCCGUGCUGUAAGAUGUAAACUGAAGUCAUCCAUAGCAAAUGGUUUGCAAUAAUAUGCUGAUCUUAUCAGUAGCCAGCGUUUCUUAUUGGUCGAAUGGGUCAACUUGAAGGUCACCGUGACCAAUAAGUGUCCAGGUUGUCUUCAACCAUGUUUACUUUUCGAAAAAUUACUGUUAUUUCCAAUGGAAGUCAAAUUGGCCAAGGGAGUUGAACAUAAUAAGGGAUCUUUCCAGUAGAAGAGUCUGGUUCUUUUCCUAUCUAUUUAAAAAGUUAGAAAGGUUAUAAACACGAGGGAAGCUUGGUUAUUGUGUUUCAAGCUUCUCUCGAAGACUACUGUGAAUUUAUUUUUGACAUUAAGUCAUUGUGUGUUAGGAGUGUGAGUUCUCAAGUUUUAUAUUUUCAACUUUGGAUCUAUCUUCAUCUCAUUUUUUGUUAAAAGAUUUUUUUAACCUAUAGAAGAAUUCCCGGCUUACAUUGGAUGUUGGGUCAUUAUUUACUUCUGUAUUCACCACACAAUCCCAUUGUCAAAUUGGCUCACUUUAUCUGAACACUGAGAUUGUUUAAAUUCUUAGAUUUUUUUUUUGCUUGUUUUAUUACUUAAAAGUUGUAUUGUAGUUAACUUUCAAUAAUCAAGGGCUGCAUGUUACUUCCAUUGGAGUUAUCGCACUUCAAACAGUUUUUUAAGUAUUGGUCAUACUUUUUUUUUUUACUUUCCUUGACCCCCCCUUCCCCCUCCCUAUUUGGUAUGUCUGACAAUGACUGAGAAAUGUUAGUAGACUUUGAAUACAUUAAACUUGUUUAUUUUUACUUUUAGAUUUUAUGCAAAUUGAUUUUGUCUUAUGUAAAAAAAAAUUAAACGAAUUUUUUUCA
Molecule: messenger RNA, 4943 nt
Organism: Biomphalaria glabrata
Lineage: Eukaryota; Metazoa; Mollusca; Gastropoda; Planorbidae
Product: glutamate receptor ionotropic, kainate 2-like
Exons: 20
Coding region: 465-3008 (847 amino acids)
Cellular component (GO): plasma membrane
Molecular function (GO): glutamate-gated receptor activity
Source: RefSeq, a predicted model, not a curated record